AUGGACCUGGAGCCGCUCGAUCCUGCCUAUGUAGCGGAAAGGCUUUCGCGCCCUCCGUUUGUCGCGUGCGAUGGAGUCUACAACAUCAGAGAUCUUGGAGGAUACCCGUCGUCAACCUCAGGUGUGAUUGUAAGACGGGGCUUCGUGUAUCGUUCAGGAGAGAUAUCCGGCAUUACGGAGGAUGGAAAACAACAGCUAAAGGCCUUGGGCGUCACCACUGUUUACGAUUUGAGGUCGGACACAGAAAUGGAGAAGUACAAUACGCCACUUCCGAACAUUCCUGGGAUCGACAUCAUCCAUGCUCCUGUGUUCCAGAAAGAGGAUUACAGUCCUGAGAUGAUGGCCAAGCGCUACAAGCUGUACGCAAGUGGGAAGACAGAGGCUUUCAUGGAACUCUAUUCGCAAAUCCUCGAUCAUGGUGGUGUUGCUUUCGGUGCUAUCCUUCGCCACAUCAGGGAUAGGCCUAAUGAUGCUUUGCUAUUUCAUUGCACCGCGGGGAAGGAUCGGACUGGUGUUAUAGCAGCAAUUCUGCUCAAGCUAGCCGGAGUCGAUGAUGAAAUAGUCGCGGAGGACUACAGUUUAACUCGUGUCGGACGCGAGCCAGCUCGGGCUAUGGUGAUGGCACGACUAGCAAAGGUGUCCAUGUUCGCUGAGAAUAAUGAGGCUGCUUUGAACAUGUUUACUUGCCGCCAUGAGACCAUGAUUGCUUUUCUCGCACUUCUGCGAGAAAAGUACGGAGGUCCAGAAGCAUAUGUUAGGCAGUACAUCGGUUUAGCGGGUACUGACAUCGAAGUCAUCAAGCGGAAUCUCCUGUACCCUCAGACAUGAACGAAGACCGCUACACAAUCGGGAUUAUGGGAACAGAAGCAUCAGGGGAGACACAAUGCAGCGUAGAGUACUGUUUCUCAUGAGCCUAUAAUAAACCCUGGACAUAGCAUGGAUAAAUACAUCAAGUCUUCCUACUCAAGCUAAGCGUCCGUUUUGCCUUUGACUGCCCUUGCUGCAAUAACGCGGUGGGGCUCGCAGGUCUAGCGGAUGAGCUAGUCAGAGCAGAACUAAGCAAGCCGUUGGCUCCCCGUGCUCUGGGGUUCAGGGGCGAAAG
Gloeophyllum trabeum ATCC 11539 is the source of this 1102-nucleotide messenger RNA. RefSeq lists its product as uncharacterized. The coding region runs from base 1 to 828 and encodes 275 amino acids. The record is from RefSeq and is a predicted model, not a curated record. Gene Ontology annotation, molecular function: phosphoprotein phosphatase activity. Gene Ontology annotation, biological process: dephosphorylation. NCBI's taxonomy places the organism in Eukaryota, Fungi, Basidiomycota, Agaricomycetes, Gloeophyllales, Gloeophyllaceae. The transcript is spliced from 7 exons.